GGCCAGUGCCCUGUCUGAUGCCCCAGGGCAGGCUUGGGCAGCAGCUAGGAAGCCUUUAAACCUGUCAACCUCUGUCCCUCAGGAGAAGAUCGGCUGGCGAAAGGAUGCACUGCACUUGCUGGUGUUCACCACGGACGACGUGCCCCACAUCGCACUGGACGGAAAGCUAGGGGGCCUGGUGCAGCCGCACGAUGGCCAGUGCCACCUGAAUGAGGCCAACGAGUAUACGGCAUCCAACCAGAUGGACUAUCCAUCCCUUGCGUUGCUUGGAGAGAAAUUGGCAGAGAACAAUAUCAACCUCAUCUUUGCAGUGACGAAAAACCACUAUAUGCUCUAUAAG
Molecule: messenger RNA, 340 nt
Organism: Odocoileus virginianus texanus
Lineage: Eukaryota; Metazoa; Chordata; Mammalia; Artiodactyla; Cervidae
Source: RefSeq, a predicted model, not a curated record